UGGUGACGUCACGCGCGGGGCCUUGUGGGCCGGGGGAGGAACGCGAAGCGCCAUCUUCCGCGGCGGCGCUGACGGGCGGCGGCUGCGAGCGGAGCGCGGGGACAGCGGGCGGCCGGGCGUGCUGCGGGGCGCCCGGCUCGUGAGGCGGCGCGAGCCCUGAGGCGGCGGCCCUCUCCGCGGCCCGGCCCGGCGGCUGACAGCGGCCCAGCAGCACGAAUGUAUGACAACAUGUCCACAAUGGUGUACAUAAAGGAAGAGAAGUCGGAAAAGCUCACACAGGAUGAAAUUAUUUCUAAGACAAAGCAAGUAAUUCAGGGCCUGGAAGCCCUGAAGAAUGAGCACAACUCCAUCUUACAAAGCCUGCUGGAGACUCUGAAGUGCUUGAAGAAAGAUGACGAGAGUAAUCUGGUGGAAGAGAAGUCCAACAUGAUCCGGAAGUCCUUGGAGAUGCUGGAACUUGGCCUGAGUGAAGCACAGGUGAUGAUGGCUCUGUCUAAUCACCUGAACGCCGUGGAGUCUGAGAAGCAGAAGCUGCGAGCACAGGUGCGCCGGCUAUGCCAGGAGAACCAGUGGCUGCGGGAUGAACUGGCCAACACGCAGCAGAAGCUCCAGAAGAGCGAGCAGUCAGUGGCACAGCUGGAGGAAGAAAAGAAGCAUCUGGAGUUCAUGAACCAGCUCAAAAAAUAUGACGACGACAUUUCUCCAUCUGAGGACAAAGACUCUGAUUCUUCCAAAGAGCCUCUGGAUGACCUUUUCCCGAAUGACGAUGACGACCCUGGCCAAGGAAUCCAGCAGCAGCAGAGCAGUGCGGCAGCUGCAGCGCAGCAGGGGGGCUACGAGAUCCCGGCGCGCCUGCGCACGCUGCACAACCUGGUCAUCCAGUACGCCUCACAGGGCCGCUACGAGGUGGCCGUGCCACUCUGCAAGCAGGCGCUCGAGGACCUGGAGAAGACGUCCGGCCACGACCACCCCGACGUGGCCACCAUGCUCAACAUCCUGGCGCUGGUGUACAGAGACCAGAACAAAUACAAAGACGCAGCUAAUCUGCUGAAUGAUGCUCUGGCCAUCCGCGAGAAGACACUGGGCAAGGACCACCCUGCGGUGGCUGCCACUCUGAACAACCUUGCAGUGCUUUACGGCAAGAGAGGGAAGUACAAGGAAGCGGAGCCACUGUGCAAACGGGCGCUGGAGAUCAGAGAAAAGGUUCUGGGAAAGGAUCACCCUGAUGUUGCGAAGCAGUUAAAUAAUUUGGCCCUGCUGUGCCAGAACCAGGGCAAGUAUGAGGAAGUGGAAUAUUACUAUCAGAGAGCCCUGGAGAUCUACCAGACAAAACUGGGGCCUGAUGACCCCAAUGUGGCCAAGACGAAAAAUAACCUGGCAUCCUGCUAUCUGAAGCAAGGAAAGUUCAAGCAAGCUGAGACACUAUACAAAGAGAUUCUCACUCGUGCGCAUGAAAGGGAGUUUGGUUCUGUUGACGAUGAAAAUAAACCCAUUUGGAUGCACGCGGAAGAAAGAGAAGAAUGCAAAGGAAAGCAAAAGGAUGGGACCUCUUUUGGCGAGUAUGGUGGCUGGUACAAGGCCUGUAAGGUUGACAGCCCAACGGUCACGACUACUUUGAAGAACCUCGGCGCGCUGUACAGGCGUCAAGGCAAAUUCGAAGCUGCUGAAACGCUGGAGGAAGCGGCCAUGCGGUCACGUAAACAGGGUCUUGACAAUGUUCACAAACAGAGGGUGGCGGAAGUGCUGAAUGACCCUGAGCACAUGGAGAAGGGGCGAAGCCGGGAGAGCCUGGACGUGGUCAAGUACGAGAGCGGCCCAGACGGAGGGGAGGAAGUGAGUAUGAGCGUAGAGUGGAACGGGGACGGCACUGGAUCUUUAAAACGCAGUGGUUCCUUUAGCAAACUCCGGGCUUCCAUUAGACGCAGCAGUGAGAAGCUGGUUAGGAAGCUGAAGGGAGGAAGUUCACGGGACAGUGACCCAAAGAACCCUGGCAUGAAGCGCGCCAGGUCUCUGAAUGUCCUGAACGUGACUGGCAGGGCAGCAGAAGACCACAUCCAAGAACGAGCCCAUUGUCUCGCAGACUCUCGCGCUCUGAGUGCCAGCCACUCUGACCUGGCCCACUGAGGGCAGAGCCGGGCCUGAGGCCACCACCGGGCAGGGGCAGGGCUGGGCUGCCAGCCUAGAUAGUGAACCCCAGGGGCUCCCCGGUUCCAUUCAGCUCUGCCCUGAGACUGAGGUGGUGGGUGGGAGGCAGCCCCCCGCCCACACACUGUGCUUUCUGCCAUGACGCCAGUCUCCUUCCACGCUUCUGUUGUGUUGAGGCUGCUCAUUGGGAAGCUGAGCUGGAAGCUUAGGACGAGCAGCUGACAGCCCGUGGCAGUCAGACCUGGACCCCCGGCCCGGCCCCUCCUCAGGAGUGCCCCACUUCGCUCAGCCGGCAUUCUGGAGGCCUUUCUCUACAGGCCUAGACGCUCCACUUUCAAACCGCUUCUCUUUGUAGACUUAGUAGCCAGCCCCCACCCCUCGGCGUCAUGUCUGAAGAGGUGUCAGCCAGGCAGGUGUCGGCAGCGGGUGAGGGCAGGACAGCCACAGACUGCACGGCCACCGCCCACCCUGACGGGGCCUCCCUCGUCUGAGGCUGCUCAGCAGGGGCCGUGCGCUUCCAGCUGCCGGACCUCAGCCAGGCUGCCCAGCCAGGCACAGCCUGGGCUCGCUGCUGCGCUGCUGCGAGGCCCUAGGCAUGCAGGAGCCUGCAGGGGACUGCAGAGGUGCCCCGUCCCCCCCCAGCCCAGUCUGGCGAUGCAGCUUAGGGGUACGAGACACUAGAGGGAAGGAGGGAGGGUGGCAGGCAAUGCAUCUGGACAGGACAGGCAGACCCACUGCCUCUGUGGUGACCUUGGCUGCUUCCGCUGCUGUCGUGGGGUCGGAGGGUUAGUGUUUGGGCCUCCUAGGCUGCAAGGUCAGGAGUCCCUCUCGGAGGGACUCAGUUAUUUCCCAUCACCCAUUUGGGCAGCUGCUACCACUACCGAGUAAGUAGUUCAGUGUUAACAGCAAAAACUAAGACAGUUUAGACCAACUCGGUCAUAUCUGUACAAAGUAUUCUGGAAGGCACGUGACAGGAAGCUCACUUUCAAAAGGUUCAAAUUUGUACUGAGCUGUCAGAGGGUGACCAUAGAGGGGACGUUUACGUGGGUUAGGCCGGUGUCCUCAGGGCCAGUCCCCCACGUCCCGGGAGGAUCAUGCUCUGUCCAGUGGCACAGGACUCCUGGGGUCCGAGGGUGGUGAGGAGCGGAGGUGUUCUACUUCCGGAGCACCCCGGCCCAAGGGGCUGUACGGGUCCCCCUGUGGGUAGCACCACCUGGGGGUGCUGGUGUGUGGCAUGAAGUUUGCUCCCCCAGGCAGGUGAGUCAGCCCUUAAAACACACGUCCUAUCUCGGUUUUAUUUUCUCACUGUUGGUGUGACUUGCCUAGAAAAUGACUUGGACCAGUUGGUAUUUAAUUGCAAGAAUAAAAUGUCUUAUUUCCUGUU
Erinaceus europaeus (western European hedgehog) is the source of this 3529-nucleotide messenger RNA. RefSeq names its product kinesin light chain 1. Gene Ontology annotation, molecular function: kinesin binding. The record is from RefSeq and is a predicted model, not a curated record. NCBI's taxonomy places the organism in Eukaryota, Metazoa, Chordata, Mammalia, Eulipotyphla, Erinaceidae. Gene Ontology annotation, biological process: intrinsic apoptotic signaling pathway; axo-dendritic transport. Gene Ontology annotation, cellular component: kinesin complex; cytoplasm; membrane-bounded organelle. The coding region runs from base 217 to 2124 and encodes 635 amino acids. The transcript is spliced from 16 exons.